AUGGGAAACGUUUUCAGUGUCCCCAUCUUCUUCAUCGUCUUCCGAGAGGUCAUUGAAGCGGCCAUCAUCAUCUCGGUCUUGCUCGGCCUCGUCGAAUCCCUGGUUGACAAGCCCGUCAACGAAGGCGAUUCGCUCGACCGCGAUGAAGCCGUCAAGAAGCGGCUCGUGAGGCGGAUGAGAAUACAGAUCUGGGCUGGUGCUGCCGUCGGCAUGUUCAUCGCUCUGUGCAUCGGUGCCGCUUUCAUCGCUGUUGUAAGUCUUCUUUCGGCAUACCUGCUCGCACAAGAACGAGGAAGAGUUUUUCUUUCGGGUGCCGAGGUCUUGCCGCUGAUCGCCGACCUCUGGACGUCACGCCUUCCAUACAGUUCUUCACGACGCUGAACGAUCUCUGGGCCAAGUACGAGGAAAUCUGGGAAGGCACCUUCUCUCUCGUUGCAUGGUGAGUAUUACACGUGAACCGAACACUUUUGCCCUUUGCCAGGAGCUGAUAAAAUCUUCUUCUCCGUGCCCGUGCUACCCCUGCAGCCUCAUUAUUUUCAUCAUGGGUAUCACCAUGCUGCGCAUCGACCGAUCCAAGCUCAAGUGGAAACGUAAGCUCGCCAAUGCCUUUGACCAAAAAGUCGUUGCCGACAGCGAGGUCGACGUCAAGGACCAGCGAGAGGCACGCAGUGGCAAGUGGUCGCUCUUCCUCUUGCCCCUCAUCACCGUGCUGCGAGAAGGUCUCGAGUGCGUCGUCUUUGUCGGUGGUGUCUCGUUAGGUCAAUCGGCCAGGUCGAUCCCGCUCGCUGCCAUCGUCGGUCUCAUUUGUGGUCUUAUUGUCGGUUGUGAGUUACAUCCCUGGCUGCUUGCGGUAUUUUCCGCACCGGGAACCCCUAAUUGAUCCGACUCGCUCGAUGUCGGCAGACUUGAUCUACGCUGGUGGAUCUCGUUCAUCUCUGUCCGCCUUUCUCGUCAUCUCCACCAACAUCCUCUUCCUCCUCGGUGCCGGUCUCCUGUCCAAGGGUGUCGGAGCUUUCGAAAGGUAUCACUUCAACAAGGGUGUCGGCGCCGACGUGUCAGAAUCUGGUGAUGGUCCCGGUUCUUACUACGUCCCUGGUAAUGUUUGGCAUCUCGAGUACGGAAACCCUGAGAACACCGCCAACGGUGGGUGGGGUAUCUUCAACGCCAUUCUCGGUCAGUUUCUUCUUUUCCCUCCUAUCCUUCUCGGGCCAUGUCGACUGACGUUCAUGCUCGUAUUACGUACAGGCUGGACCAACAACGCCACGAUCGGCACGAUCGUCUCCUACUGCUUGUACUGGAUCGCCGCCGUCGUCGUCCUCGUCUACAUGAAAUGGUCCGAAGGGCGAUGCGCCAUCUUCGGUCUCGAAUCCGCGGCUUACAAGCGUAGGCAACAGGCUCGUUUGGAGAAGAGCAAGUAUAUUGCCCCGCUCGAUUCGCCGAUGAAUAAGGAGGUCGAUAGUAUUGAGAGGGCUGAUUCGUCCCAAGGGUCGCACUCGACGGUCAAGGUGCAGUAG
This is a messenger RNA of Microbotryum saponariae, 1514 nucleotides long. The record is from the annotation of a GenBank genome assembly. NCBI's taxonomy places the organism in Eukaryota, Fungi, Basidiomycota, Microbotryomycetes, Microbotryales, Microbotryaceae.